AAACACCAGGCAGCUGAGACUCAGUCCACCGGGAUCGUCUCUCACGUCUGUGCUGGUCCUGAUCAUGGCUCAAGUUCUCCAACAUCUGAGUCUGCUUUAUCUCCUCUCUCUGUCCACAGCCCAGUGGUGUUACCAGAGCCAGUACUCCUGUGAUGACACAUGCAGAGAUCCCCUGCACUGGGCAGCCCAGUUUCCCAGUUGUGGGGGGCUCCGUCAGUCUCCCAUCAACAUAGUGACCAGUAAAGUGCACAUGAACACCGCCCUGCCGCCCUUCGACUUCAUCGGUCACACAGAUGUCAACAACAUCACAGUGGAAAACAGAGGACACUCUGCUCACUUUCAUCUGCCACAGUCGGUCCGACUGACUGGAGGAGCGUUGCCGGGCCACUACAGGGCGGCCCAGUUCCACUUCCACUGGGGAGGGAGUGGGCGACCAGGCUCGGAGCACACCAUCGAUGGAGACAGAUUUCCCAUGGAGCUCCACAUCGUGCACAUCAAAGAGCCGUACGGCUCUCUGGCUGAGGCCGAACAUGACUUGGCAGGAAUCGCUCUGCUGGCCUUCCUGUUUGAGGAAACCACAGAUGACCAUCCUCAUCUGGACACAGUCAUUAGUGCUUUGGGUCGCGUGUCAACCAACGGCAGCAGCACGGUGAUCCAAAACUUUCGCCUCAGUGACAUCAUCCCUCCUUCCAAGGAACUGCACAACUACUACCGCUACGUGGGCUCCAUGACGACUCCGGGUUGUGAGCAGGCCGUUGCCUGGACGGUGUUUCACAGGACGCUGUCCAUAAGCAGUCGACAGCUGGACGCAGUGGUCAAACAGUGCAAGUUCUGGACUGGACAGCCCAUGACGGACAUCUUCAGACCGACGCAGCCUCUGGACGGCAGAGUUGUGUACCGCUCCAACACGGCUGCAGCUCUGAGCUCCGCCCGUCACGUGUGGCUGAGUGUUUUCCCACUGGUGCUCAUGUAUGUAUGAUUACAACUUUUUUAUUUUGUGCUAAUGAAGAAACUGUCAACUUUUGUUUUCAUGACAGAAAUGACUGCAUCCUAAAACCUACUCAUGCUAAGGUUAAUUUAAUUAAUAUGAUUGUUGUGUUGUUAACAAAGUAAAAUAAGUUUUUGAUCAUAUUGUUGUUUAAACCUCCUGACAUAGACUUUUAAC
Molecule: messenger RNA, 1165 nt
Organism: Cynoglossus semilaevis (tongue sole)
Lineage: Eukaryota; Metazoa; Chordata; Actinopteri; Pleuronectiformes; Cynoglossidae
Gene: ca4c
Product: carbonic anhydrase IV c
Exons: 8
Coding region: 65-979 (304 amino acids)
Cellular component (GO): plasma membrane
Molecular function (GO): carbonate dehydratase activity; zinc ion binding
Source: RefSeq, a predicted model, not a curated record